Molecule: messenger RNA, 2048 nt
Organism: Schistosoma bovis
Lineage: Eukaryota; Metazoa; Platyhelminthes; Trematoda; Strigeidida; Schistosomatidae
Source: the annotation of a GenBank genome assembly
UUACUAUCUAUGUCAAGUUGAUCGUGUCUGUUAACUGGCAUGAAUUCCGCAAUUGUUAUUUUCAGAAUAUAUUAUUAUUACUAUUAUAUACUGUUUCCCACCUAAUAAUAAUAAUAAUUAAUAAUAAUAAAUAAUAAUAAUAGGUAUUAUAGUAAGUUGAAUUCUAAAAAUUAACCCUCACACUCUAAACAACAGACAACGUUUUUUAGUGGUGAAAUCUAACGUUCACCCUUAGCAGUCUCAGCUUAGAAAUCUGAUUGGCUCGUUGAGAAUAGCCAUACAAAAAUCAGUUUUCCUGUAAUCCAAUCACAUUGUAACGUUGGUUUAUUUUCUAAUUUUCAAAUUAAUCAACUAGAGGUUAAAAAUACAAACUUCUCACUUAUUAUGACAUGGAGAUUAAAAGUUCCCGCUAUUUGCAAUACCCUGUAUUACAAUUCUGUGUUAUAAUAAUUUGUCUAAUCUACGGUGAAAUCAUACAUCCGUAUAUUUCAUUGAACGCAUGGAGACUGCCUCAUACGAAGUUGGCUACUAAACUGUAUAUUUUCAUAAUUUUAGACCAAGUGAAGAUGAAGUGAGGAUUCUACUCAUAGCCGAUUCCCAUAUUGAAGGUUAUCAUUCGAAUCUAUGGAUUUUCAAUGAAAUACUACAGGCUGACAGUGAUGAUUAUCUUCGAUUUUAUUUCAUAAAAGCUGUACAACGAACAAAUCCUAAUGGCGUUAUGUUUUUGGGAGAUCUCCUGGAUACAGGAGAUAUAUCAUUAAAUUCAGAUUUCAUACAUGCAACAUCACGUUUUCGAAAGAUAUUUCUUUCUGAGAAUGAUUUAUUUGUCAUUUUGACACCUGGAGAUAAUGAUAUCGGUGGUGAAGGAAAUCUGAUUACACAAAAAACGUUAACCCGUUUCUUUGCUAAUCUACCUGUUAACUAUGGAGAUUACAAAUAUAAAUUUGUUAAUUUCUACUCAGAUUAUAGGGAGCCUGAAAUCAGACCUAAAAUAUCUAAUGAAAAUUCUGAUGAAAUUAAUGUGUAUAUCAGUCAUUUUCCAGUUAUCUCUCAGGAAUAUGUCCAGUUCCCUUCGAGUUUACUUAAAGCACAUGCCUCUUUAAGUAUUCAUGGUCAUCUUCACAGAAGUCAAAUUAUUCAUUGGAAAAAUACUAAGAAUUCUGAUAAUACACAAUCAAAUGUUGUAUGGAUUCAAACGCCACAAUUAUCAAGUAUAUCAUCACAACCAUUUAGUUUUAAAUUAAAUGAUAGUUUAAAAUUAUUAGAAAUUAAAGAUCAAUAUACACUUAUCAAUCAUGCAAAAGUAUAUGGUGAAUUAAUUUCAAUUGGUGUACCAUCAUGUACUUAUCGUUCUGGGUAUCCUCAUAUAACUGGUAUAGGUUUAUUACAAAUAUAUAAAAAUAAAUCUAUUAUUUAUACAGUAUUACCAUUGUAUAAUCGUUAUUGUACUAUAUUUAUUUAUUGUUUAUUCAUCACUAUAUUUAUAGGAUUAAAAUCUAUUUUUUAUUGUACUGUUGUUUUAUUUAAAUUUAAAUUUUGGCGAAACAUUUUCCUCUUAACUACAAUUAUUUUACUACUGUUAUUAAUCUUUAUUGAAUGUGAAGUAUUUGUUCAAAUUGGGAAAGUAUUUUGAUAUAAUUUCUUAGAUAAACAUGAAACACGUUGUCGUUGUUCUCCUUUUUGAUUUCAUUCAUAUUGCGGGAUAUCUUUGUAUGAUUACUAACACAUUUUUUUAUAUUUGGUAUAGUUGUAUUGGAACUUAACUACUCAGGGAUGUAUAUUUUACACUUUUGCUGUUGUUGUUAUUGUUUUUAUCCACUCCUCACAGUCUUUAUUGUUGCAUUGAAAUAAACUGCUUGUUACUUAAGCGUAAAAUCUGUGAUCUAAAUUAGUUUUCUAUUGAUUGCAAUCAGUUUUUCAUUAUACCCUUAGAUUUAAACAGUUUUUUUUUGUAAAAUCUAACUUUCAAAGUAUUUUGUAUUAUUUGUGUCUUUGAUAGUGACAUUGAUGAAUUGUAUUAUGUUAAUGUGGAAUAAAUUAUUUAAAUG